This is a messenger RNA of Anopheles moucheti, 945 nucleotides long. Its product is annotated as microfibril-associated glycoprotein 4-like. Bases 1 to 945 code for a protein of 314 amino acids. Lineage: Eukaryota; Metazoa; Arthropoda; Insecta; Diptera; Culicidae. The record is from RefSeq and is a predicted model, not a curated record. The transcript is spliced from 2 exons.
AUGGGGUUCUGGUACAUUGUGUUACUUUCCGUGACCGUUGGUGUAGUGGCGAACGAACCUCUCCCAUUGGAAGAAAUCAAAUCUACAGCUGAAUUACGUGUUUUAGAACGAGUAGAACUUUUAUUACAAACGUUGGUUGAUAAAGUGAAAGUGUUAGACGAUCGGGUGGACAGCUUAUUACUUGCACAAAAUGUAACGAACGAAAUGUUUAAAUACACAAACAAAUCAUUGGAAAAAAUGUCGGAACAACUGAACAGCUUGUCAUCGUCAACUACAGAACGGGCCGUAAACCCAGAGCACAAGCUGGAACGACUUCCAGAAGACACGAGAAUGAAUUUCAUUAAACCGGAUCCAUCCCAGGACAUAUCGUUCGAAGUAUCACGCGACUGGACGAAUAACUUCGGAUUCGGUAGCAAUUGGAUCAUUUUCCAGCGACGGUUUAACGGUUCGGUCAAUUUCUAUCGCAACUGGACCGAGUACAAGCAAGGGUUCGGUGAUCUACGCGGCGAGCACUGGUUGGGGUUGGAAAAGCUGCACGCGAUCGUGAAAACCCGUCAACACGAGCUGCUCAUCGUGUUGGAAGACUUCGACGAUGUGUUAACGUAUGCCCAUUACGAUGACUUCAAGAUCGGUGAUGAAAGUGAGAAAUACAAAAUAAAUUCACUGGGUCAAUACACCGGUACGGCCGGUGACUCGUUUUCCUAUCACAAGGAUGAAGUUUUUUCAACAUACGAUCAGGAUAAUGAUCAAUUUUCUGCUAACUGUGCUAAGGAAUGGAAUGGCGCAUGGUGGUUUUAUAUGUGUUAUAAAAGUCAUUUAAAUGGGAAAUAUUUGAAUAAGGCAAACAGGUGUGAAGCUGGUAUCAUUUGGGAUACAUUUCGAGGAAUGGAUUAUUCCCUGAAGAGCACCAAAAUGAUGGUUCGACCGUUGGUGCGUGACGAUUAA